This is a messenger RNA of Sinocyclocheilus rhinocerous, 1542 nucleotides long. Its product is annotated as gastrula zinc finger protein XlCGF57.1-like. The coding region runs from base 1 to 1542 and encodes 513 amino acids. Gene Ontology annotation, biological process: regulation of transcription by RNA polymerase II. Lineage: Eukaryota; Metazoa; Chordata; Actinopteri; Cypriniformes; Cyprinidae. Gene Ontology annotation, molecular function: RNA polymerase II cis-regulatory region sequence-specific DNA binding; DNA-binding transcription factor activity, RNA polymerase II-specific. The record is from RefSeq and is a predicted model, not a curated record. Gene Ontology annotation, cellular component: chromatin; transcription regulator complex; PcG protein complex. The transcript is spliced from 5 exons.
AUGGCAUUUAUUAAAGAGGAGAGUGAAGACAUGAAGAUUGAAGAAACAUUCAGAGUCAAACAUGAAGAUACUGAGGAACAAACGGACCUGAUGACACUGAAAGAAGAGAGUCAAGAACUCAGUGUUCAGCAUGAGAAAUAUGAUUUCAUGACUGGAGAAAAAUCAUUUAGUUGCUCACAUACUGAAAAGACUUCAGAAAAAAGAGCUCAAAAGACAGCAAAUAGAAGUUAUUUCACCUGCCAACAGUGUGGGAAAAGUUUCACCAGAAAAGGAAAUCUUGAAGUCCACAUGAGAGUUCACACUGGAGAGAAACCUUUCACCUGCCAACAGUGUGGAAAAAGUUUCAUUCAAAAAGCAAACCUUAAAAACCACACGAGAAUUCAUACUGGAGAGAAACCUUACACAUGCUCUCAGUGUGGAAAGAGUUUCACUCAAAAAGGAAACCUUAAAGACCACAUGAGAGUUCACACUGGAGAGAAGCCUUACACCUGCAAACUGUGUGGAAAGAACUUCAUUCGAAAACCAAACCUUGAAGUCCACAUGAGAAUUCACACUGGAGAGAAGCCUUACACAUGUUCUCAAUGUGGAAAAAGUUUUACAUAUAAACAACACCUCCAUGACCACAUGAUGAUUCAUGCCGGAGAGAAACCUUUGACCUGCCAACAAUGUGGAAAGAGCUUCACUAAAAGAGGAAACCUUAAAAACCACCUGAAAAUUCACACUGGAGAGAAGCCUUUCAUCUGCAAACAGUGUGGAAGCAGUUUCACUCAAAAAGGAAACCUUAAAGUCCACAUGAAAAUUCACACUGGAGAGAAGCCUUUCAUCUGCAAACAGUGUGGAAACCGUUUCGCUCAAAAAGGAAACCUUAACAAGCACAUGAGAGUUCACACAGGAGAGAAGUCUUUCACAUGCUGUCAGUGUGGAAAGAGUUUCGGUCAUCCUGGAAACCUUAAAAACCACAUGAAAGUUCACACUGGAGAGAAGCCUUUCAUCUGCAAACCGUGUGGAAGAAGUUUCAGUAAUCCUGGAAACCUUAGAGUCCACAUGAGAGUUCACACUGGAGAGAAGCCUUUCACCUGCAAACAGUGUGGAAAAAGUUUCAGCGGAAAAUUAAAACUGAAAUACCACAUGAAAGUUCACACUGGAAAGAAACCCUUCACCUGCCAUCUGUGUGGGAAAAGUUUCAAGCAAAAAGGAUACCUUAAUGCCCACAGGCGAAUUCACACUUUGGAGAGACUUUUUCCCUGCCAACAGUGUGGAAACAGUUUCACUUAUAAAAGAAGCCUUAACAGGCACAUGAAAAUUCACAAUGGAGAGAAGCCUAACAGAUCCCCUCAGUGUGGAAAGAUCACGCUAAAUGGAGUCGUAUGGUGGGAGUCGGGAGUCGGAGUCGACUCUGGAAAAACCUGGAAUCCAACACCCCUAGCUGAAUGGGAAAGUUAUCAAUGGGCUGCAGAUGAAGCCCUCCUCCCAGGAUGCAUUGAGGAGACAAUGCCCAUGAUAGACCAGGGGACAUCAGGAUCGUCAAUGAGGGCCAGAUAA